Messenger RNA from Leptomonas pyrrhocoris, 2213 nucleotides. RefSeq lists its product as hypothetical. The transcript has a single exon. The coding region runs from base 216 to 2213 and encodes 665 amino acids. Lineage: Eukaryota; Euglenozoa; Kinetoplastea; Trypanosomatida; Trypanosomatidae. The record is from RefSeq and is a predicted model, not a curated record.
AGGAAACGCCUGCUAUUGCGGUCUCGGGAACAAACCCAAAAGAAUUGGUCUCUGCUUGUUGUACCGAGACAGGCGAAACCACCGCAUAGAGCGUCAUCGCGGGGCACACACAUCACGGCCUCGCCAAAACACUUUCUUCUUCUUUUUUUUCUUUUGGCUCCGUAAGCCACAUACACACACACACAUACAUUCAGCGACGCGUGCGACGCAAGGCCAUGGAAAGCGACGAGGCACAGGGAACUGCCCCGGCAGCCGCAGCUGCGGACGUCUCCACCACCGUCGAUCCCGUUGGAGCACCCCCCGCUGUGGUGCCGUCUACCUCCCCUUCGACUGACGCCUCUGCUUCUGCGUCUCCCGCCAUGGCCGCAGAGGCGCGCCUGCACGCACUGGAGACGAAGACCGCCAUGUGGAAGGAGGCCGUCGCCACCCAGUUAAACGACGCCUCUCGCAAGAACAAGAAGCUGCGCGAGGAGCUGCGGGCCGUGCGCGAGGAGAUGGACGCCGCCCUCGGCGAUUUGCGGGUGCAGCUCACGGACGAAUUCCACGAACGCACGGCGAUGCAGCGGGAGGAGCUGGCGGCGCUGACGACGCAGGCGGCUCUCCUGCGCGAGGAGAAGAAAGCCAUGGCCGCUGCCCAUGAAGCCGAACUGCAGAGGGCACGCGUGCAGCUGCGCGAGUUAAUCCAGCUCGAGGUGGAGACAAACUACAAACGGAAGGACGAGCAGUGGUCAAAGGAGAUGACUGCGCUGCAGACCCGCGCAGAGGCGAAGGAGACGGAGAAGGUGCAGGCGGAGCACGAGUGCGAAGUGCUGAAGAUGCGGCUGAACCGACUCGGGGCCCAAUACGAGGAACUCGCCUCCCUCUUGCAGCCGAAAGGGGGAGAGGGCAGCUCGGCUCCGUCGCAGGCCUCCGACGGCCUCGAUGAGGCGGCGGGGCUCCACAUACAGGGCCCAGCCCGUCAGCAAACCGCCGUCAACGCGGCCUUCACGCAGCAACUUGAAAGCAUGAAAGCGGAACUGCAGAGCAAGGAGCAACACACGCAGUUCGUACUGGACCGUGCAAAGCAGGAGCACGAGGCGGAGAAGUCCCAGCUGCUGCGGGAGCUGCAGCUGCGUGAAGAGGAGCUGAAGGUGGCCCACACACUCUUAAAGCAGGUGCAGGUCGAGAGCAGCGGAUACCAGCAGCGUGUCUCACACGCACAGACAGAGAAGCAGGCACUGGAGCAGCGCUACGCGGCCAAGGUGGCAGCGCUCAAUGCGAAGCUGGCGGAGCGGGUGCAGGUCGUUGAGGAGGCGCAGGUGGUAACUAAGCGGCUGCAGGAGCAGCUGCGCACCGCCCAGCAGCAGGUGGCGACGCUCGAGGAGGAGUCCAUCAUGCGCGAGGAGGCCUUUCACUCCCUCAUGCUGUCGGAGGACGACAAGCGUGUGGUGAUGGAGCUGCAGAGGGCGGUGCAGACGGCGCGUGAUGAGGCGGAGGCGUGGAAGAUGCAGUACUACACCGCCCUGUCCUCUCCACCGAACGGGGCCAAAACCGCCACGGGGGACAGGGGGGGCACCCCCUCAGCGAUUCAGGAGGGCGGCCGUAGUAGUGGUGGCCGUGAUGGCGGCGAGGCCGCUCUGUCCACCGCCGCCUCCCCUGCGGUAGAGACGAACCACAACAACAGGGAUGGAGCUUCACCGCACGCCGUGCCCGCCGCAGCGGUCCGCACGCCGCAAGCGUGGCACGAGCAGCUCGCCGCCAAGGAGGCGUCCCUCGAGGCACACGCCGCGCAGCUCGAACGCAAGGCGCACCUGCUCGACGCAGCCGAGGCGAAGUUAAACGACAUGCGCCGCUCCUUGGCGAGUCAGGCGAGCAUCUUGCUGCAGCAGCAAAAGGGCGGUCGGCGGGAGCGGAACAGCGACAACGGUGUUGUCUUCCGCGAGGGUAAGGACGGAGGUGGGCUGGUGGAAGAGUCGGAGCACGAAAUGCUCGGCGCCUCUCCGAUCAUCAGCACCGCCGCAUCGCUCCUGCCCUCCACGUGGCACGGGUCGCUACGGGCGCUGGAGACGCAGCGACGUCGCCUGCACCUGCCCGGCAGCUGUCGGUGCAUGUUCUGUUUCUUCUCUGGUGGCGGCAACUCCGGUGCUCCGCUGCGCCUGCGUCGUGACCCCUUUGUGUUUACGCUGAUAGUGAUUCUUUUCGUCAUGCUGAUCAUCGUUGUGAGUGCGAUGUAG